This is a messenger RNA of Bipolaris oryzae ATCC 44560, 288 nucleotides long. RefSeq lists its product as uncharacterized. The coding region runs from base 1 to 288 and encodes 95 amino acids. The record is from RefSeq and is a predicted model, not a curated record. NCBI's taxonomy places the organism in Eukaryota, Fungi, Ascomycota, Dothideomycetes, Pleosporales, Pleosporaceae. The transcript is spliced from 2 exons.
AUGCACCCUCUUACUCGCCGCGCCCUCGCUGAUGUCACCACGCCUACCCGCCAGGAACCCAGGUUGCUGCUGUUGCGCCUUGUGCCUCCACCGCGUCUGCAUCUCGCUCUGCAUCUCGCUCUCGCGCUGCCCACGCCCGACUCCACGCGACCUGCAUCCAAAUACACGCGACACCACCUGGUCCCGCUCGUGCGGGGGUAUUCGGCACGGCAGAAUCCAAGUAGCACCUCAACAUGGCCCACCGAGUAUAGACGACUACACUUGACCGCCUCUUCGCCAUGCCGCUGA